AUGUCAGAAGUACCUGUGUCGUUUGCAAUUCAUGCCGAGCCGUCUUCCGUGCUCGCCGUGGUGCGCAGGGAGCCGCGACCUCAGGUUGUACACCUGGAGAAAGUGAGGUAUUUCGUUCGCUACAGCACUUCCUGGGUUCUGCUCACGUCAGCCGGGCAGCGCGAUUGUCGAAUCGCGUCCCGUGCCGUGCGCAGUUCGUGGCGUGAUGUUCCCGGCCUGCUACUUUCAAUUAUGAAGAUCACUGGCUAUCAGUGUGAUUUCACCGGCGCACGACGCAACAGUACAGUAGACAGCCGCUCCGAGGAGAGUUUGAUGUGGUACGAUGACGACGAUUUGAUGGGAGUUGUGUCUGCACCUGGCUUGCCUGACCGCAAAUGCGCCGGCGCUGUUAAAAUGCGCCUGCGGGCGCGACCCUGGUGGUAA
Messenger RNA from Diaporthe citri, 423 nucleotides. RefSeq lists its product as uncharacterized. The record is from RefSeq and is a predicted model, not a curated record. The coding region runs from base 1 to 423 and encodes 140 amino acids. NCBI's taxonomy places the organism in Eukaryota, Fungi, Ascomycota, Sordariomycetes, Diaporthales, Diaporthaceae. The transcript has a single exon.